This is a messenger RNA of Coffea arabica (coffee), 3669 nucleotides long. RefSeq lists its product as uncharacterized. NCBI's taxonomy places the organism in Eukaryota, Viridiplantae, Streptophyta, Magnoliopsida, Gentianales, Rubiaceae. Gene Ontology annotation, biological process: protein phosphorylation. Gene Ontology annotation, molecular function: ATP binding; protein kinase activity; protein binding. The record is from RefSeq and is a predicted model, not a curated record.
AUGGAGAAAUUUCACCACCUUUCCCCACUUGGACUUGUGUUGCUAUGUUUUCUUUCAGCUUCCUUCGCCAUGUUCCCGACCAAUAUUACCACUGAUCAGUCAUCCCUUCUUGCCUUGAGAGCUCACAUUUCGGUUGACCCUCUACAAAUCUUGGCCAAAAACUGGUCUGUUGGCUCUUCGGUCUGCAAUUGGAUUGGAGUCUCUUGUGGCUCUCGUCAUCGUAGAGUGACCGGCUUAGAUAUUUCAAACAUGAAUCUUUCCGGCACCUUACCUCCACAACUGGGAAAUCUAUCAUUUCUUGUUUCUCUUGACAUGAGUGCGAACAACUUCCAUGGAGAACUACCACAUGAGUUUGUUGGAUUGCGGCGAUUAAAACUACUUAAUUUGAGUGUCAACAAUCUCGAAGGAGAGUUCCCCCAGUGGAUUGGUUCAUUUCCUCAACUUCGUCGCCUGUCUCUUAGAAAUAAUAGUUUCACUGGUCUUAUCCCAUCUUCCAUCUCUAACAUGUCAAACCUACAGUAUAUAGCUCUUUAUAACAACCAUCUGGCAGGACACAUUCCCACGGGGAUUUUCAAUAUUUCCUCCCUGCAAAGCAUUGCCCUUGCAAAUAAUAGCCUAUCCGGUGUUCUUCCAAGUGACAUGUGUUACCAUCUUCCUGGACUGCGUUUUCUUGACCUAUCAUGGAACAAGUUAUAUGGUCAAUUACCAUCAAGUAAUUUAGCUCAAUGUUCAGAACUUCGGGUGCUGUCUUUGUCUUUCAACGAAUUUGGAGGUUCCAUACCAAAAGAAAUUGGAGCACUGAAGAAGCUUGAGCAGCUGUACUUGGGUAACAACCAUUUAGAAGGCAAAAUUCCAAAAGAGAUUGGUAAUUCAACUAUGAUUAAAAUACAAAGUUUUGCAUACAACAACUUAACAGGUACAACAAUUUUCUCAAUGGCAGAAAUUAGAGACUUCUAUGGUUUAAUAUAUGUGGCCAAUAUUAUUCUGACAGGUGUAAUACCACGAGAGAUUGGUAACUGGUACUUUCUCCAACAACUCGAGAUGGAAUUCAAUAGCUUAACUGGUUCCAUACCAAUGGAGAUCUUCAACCUCUCAAAGUUGAGUGUUAUGUCACUUGCACAAAAUCAACUUUCGGGCAAUCUUCCAUCAACAUUCGGUUAUGGGCUUGCCAAUCUAGAAGAGCUUUAUCUCGACAUUAAUUACUUUUCUGGAGCAUUACCUAGUUCAAUCUCAAAUUCUUCUAAUCUCCGUCUCAUAGCAAUUGGUUAUAACAAGUUCACGGGUCCAAUUCCCACUUCCAUGGGAGACUUGAGGUUCCUUGAAUGGCUGGAUCUAAACGGCAACCUUUUAGUGAGCGACUCCUCAUCUCCAGAGUUGAGCUUCAUCACUUCGUUGGCAAAAUGCCAAUAUUUGGCAAGAUUGGACUUGAGUGGCAAUCCAUUGAAUGGGAUCAUUCCGGACUCACUCAGUAAUCUUUCAACUUCUCUAGGAAAAUUACGUGCAUCGGAUUGUAAAAUAAAGGGCAGCAUUCCUGAUGGAAUUGGAAACUUGAGAAGUUUGAUCCUAUUAGAUCUAUCAAACAAUGACUUAACUGGGUCGUUGCCAGCUACAAUAAAAGAUUUGCAAAAGCUUCAAUACAUGGAUCUCAGUAUGAACAAACUAAUUAGCAGAGUCCCCCUGCAUUUGCUCUGUGCUCUCCACAACUUGGAUACAAUGAACCUUGGACAAAAUCAAUUUAUGGCCUCAAUUCCAAAGUGCUUCGGAAAUCUUACUUCCCUGAGGCAUCUCAACCUAAGUCACAACAGACUAUAUUCUGCUCCACCUGAGGAAAUAUGGAACCUAAAAGAUCUCUUGGAGCUUGACCUCUCCUCAAAUCUGUUGAGUGGAUCUUUGUCGUAUGCUAUUACGAAUAUGAAGAUGGCAAAUUGGGUGGAUUUGUCAACCAAUCAGUUCUCAGGUGGCAUCCCUGGCUCAAUUGGAGAUAUGCAGAACCUGCAAAAUCUUUCUCUAGCACACAACAGAUUGCAAGGAUCAAUCCCAGAAUCGAUUGGUAAGGUGUUCAGCUUGGAGUCAUUGGAUCUUUCACAUAACUUUCUCUCUGGAUCAAUUCCAAUGUCAAUGGAGAACCUUCGGUAUCUUAAAUAUGUCAAUCUCUUUUUUAACAAUUUAAGUGGUGAAAUUCCAUCCCUAAACUGCUGCACUGCCGAGUCCUUCGCUUCAAAUCAAGCCCUCUGUGGAGCUCAAAGGUUUCAUGUGCCCCCAUGUCCAAAUAAUUCAGCUCACAAAUUGAGAACAAAAAAGCUGCAUCGAACCAUUUUUAUUCUACUAGGGGUAAUAAUAGCAGUGGGAGCCUUGUCCUUUGGAUUUGUUUACCUCAGAUAUCGAAAGAAAGAUACAUUUUCCAGUGGAGCAAAUUUAUCCUUAGUUGCAAUGCCAGAAAGAAUUUCAUAUUUUGAACUUCUACAAGCAACUAACGGGUACAAUGAAAGCAAUCUGCUGGGGGGUGGAAGCUUUGGAUCUGUUUAUAGGGGCACUCUUGAUGAUGGAAGGGCUGUGGCUGUUAAAGUGUUCAAUUUACAAGUCGAUGGAGCGUUCAAGAGUUUUGAUGUAGAAUGUGAAGUGUUGCGCAAUCUUCGCCAUCGAAACCUCACAAAAGUCAUCAGUAGUUGCUCUACCCCUGAGUUUAAGGCAUUAGUGCUUGAGUUCAUGCCUAAUGGGAGUCUUGAGAAGUGGUUGUAUUCCCACAACUAUUUUCCUAAUCUGAUGCAGAGACUGGACAUAUUGAUUGAUGUGGCAUGUGCAUUGCAAUAUCUCCACUGUGAGUAUUCAACUCCAGUAAUUCACUGUGAUCUGAAGCCAAGUAAUGUGCUGCUGGAUCAAGACAUGGUUGCCCAUCUAAGUGAUUUUGGCCUUACAAAGUUGUUGGGCGAGGAGAACAGCAUCACAUACACCGAAACACUAGCCACACUUGGCUAUCUCGCUCCAGAGUAUGGGUUGGAAGGAUUGGUAUCAGCAAAAUGCGACAUCUAUAGUUUUGGAAUUAUGAUGAUGGAAGUCUUCACGAGAACAAAUCCCAACAGUGAAAUGUUUGGUGAAAAUUUGAGCCUGAAGAGCUGGGUUGCUAAUUCAAUGCCUGAUGGAUUAGCUAAUGUCAUCGAUGCUAAUUUGCUCAAGGAAAGUGAUGAAUGCAUUGGUGAAAAGCUAAGCUGCAUAGCCUCAAUCAUGAAGUGGCUCUAGGCUGCACGAUGGAGUCUCCAAGAGAGAGAAGCAGCAUACAAGAUAUUCUUGUUGAGCUGAAAAAGAUCAAGCUUCAGUACAUGAGUCCCCUCUGUUCAGGGACAUAAUGGUGCGUGCAUUUUCUCUAAGCAAGAUUGCAACCUUCUUGAUUGUCUCAGUUACAAAUUUGCGGGGCGGAGAAAAAUCUCAACAAGAUUAGGCCAAGUAAGAAUAGCAUUUAACCAGUAGACUAGGCAAUUAUGCCCUAUACAAUAAUAGAUCUGUUUAAAUGGUGCCUAUGGGCACUCGUUAAGAUGUAUUUCGGAUAUUAUAUUUAAAAAAAUAUAAGAUUAAUUACCAAAAAGUGUAUAAAUGCCAGGAGAUUAAUUAGAGAAAGUGUAUAAAUGCAAGAGUAAGUAGUAAUUAUUAGUGUGUGUAUAUACAUAGUAAGUU